Temnothorax curvispinosus is the source of this 1808-nucleotide messenger RNA. It is a transcript of the gene TfIIS, whose product is annotated as transcription elongation factor S-II. Gene Ontology annotation, cellular component: nucleus. NCBI's taxonomy places the organism in Eukaryota, Metazoa, Arthropoda, Insecta, Hymenoptera, Formicidae. The transcript has 4 exons. The record is from RefSeq and is a predicted model, not a curated record. Gene Ontology annotation, molecular function: nucleic acid binding; zinc ion binding. Bases 125 to 1063 code for a protein of 312 amino acids. Gene Ontology annotation, biological process: DNA-templated transcription; transcription elongation by RNA polymerase II.
ACGGCCGUGAGGCUCGUGAGCGUUGGUGAGCGUCGACGAGAGGUGUAGUGAGGUGUUGUUGUCCGCGCGUUCGCGCCUGUUUAUAACCGACUUUGUGCAGCGAGCAGCCGUGCGGUCGCCGACGAUGAGCGCCGAGGAGGAAGUGCUGCGUAUCCAGAAGAAGCUCAACAAGAUGUCGAGCGGUGACGGGACGGGUCAGGAACAGGCUUUGGAGUUGCUCAAGAUACUUCAGAAGUUGCCCGUUGAUUUGGAGCUUUUAACUAAGACACGCAUUGGAAUGACUGUAAAUGCCUUGAGGAAAUCGAGCAGAGACGAGGAAGUUAUUUCUUUAUCGAAGACUCUUAUUAAGAACUGGAAAAAGUUUUUAUCUGGAUCGAAUAAAGAGAAAGACUCCACUUCGUCGAGUAGUUCAAAGAAGAAGGACGAGAAACCGGACAAAUUGAAAGAAGAGAGCGAUCAGAAGAAGGAGAAAGAUACAACGGAUGCCGCCGAAGUAAAAGUGAAGGAAGAGAAACCUGUCAGAGACAUUCAAAGGAAACAGUCUUCUUUUCCUGCUCCUACCACAACAGAUGCGGUCAGAUUAAAAUGCAGAGAACUGCUGGCGGCUGCUUUACGCGUCGACGGCAAAGUCGUCGACGGGUGUGCCAGUCCGGAAGAGUUAGCGGAAGAAUUGGAGGAAGCAAUUUAUGCGGAAUUCAAAAAUACCGAUAACAGAUACAAAAAUAGGGUACGCAGCAGAGUCGCCAACCUGCGUGACGUGAAGAAUCCCAAUCUACGGACGAACUUCUUGGUAGGUGCAAUCACGCCUGCCAGGUUAGCGGUGAUGACUGCGGAGGAGAUGGCGAGCGACGAGAUAAAGCAGCUACGCGAGCAAUUCAAAAAGGAGGCCAUCAAUGACGCGCAACUUGCCACCGUGCAGGGAACCAAGACCGACUUGCUCAAGUGCGGCAAAUGCAAGAAGCGCAACUGCACGUAUAACCAAGUGCAAACGCGUUCGGCCGACGAGCCGAUGACUACCUUCGUGUUGUGUAACGAAUGCGGAAACCGAUGGAAGUUCUGCUAAGCUACUGUUUCUUGAUCUUAUACUAUACCGUGACGAAAUGUAUCUCUCAAUCAUCAUCCGCUUAGAAUUCAACACUUCUAAGUUGAUUAAACAUCGUGAUAUAUACUUGUGGUUUCUUGAUUAUCGCGUUGUAAAAGGAAACUCUCUUUCUCUUUAAUUAAUCGAAUGUACGACAUAAUUUUUCAUAUUUUUCAAAUAUCGCUGGCUUUCUUGUCAGAGGAGAUCAUGAUAUUUCGAGAUAAAUAUCUAUUGUAAAGAUUUUACAUCUGUUAAAAGUUGCACGCAAAUCUUCUAGUUUCUCUGGACCAUCUGAAACAAUCGUGAAAAUUCUUGUCGAUCGAGUAACCGAAUUACGCAGACGAGCGACAGAAUGUACAUUGAUUCAUUGAACAUAGUGACAUUUUUCGCGAAGAAUACGUUUCCAUAUCGUUGUAUAUAUUUGAAACCGCUCCAUUAGAUCAGAGCUUCGAGGAAAUUUGAAUGCUCAUCCCGAAAGCGAGAAUAUCUAAUAAAUAUAUUUCGUAAAAUACGUAAACGGCAUUUCGAUUCAUGCGCUUUUAUUUUAAUUGCAAUUGUGUUGUGCUACGAUUGCAAUUCCGACUGUAAUUCAAUCCGCUGUAAGUUUUCGAUUAUGCGCAUAAUAGUGUGAUAUAAGUAGAUCACUUUGUCACUGUGCUGAAAUUCAGAUGUUUAUAAGAGCUAUAAAUUGUGUCUACAAGUCUGAAAUAUACAGAUACGUACAAUA